Thermothielavioides terrestris NRRL 8126 is the source of this 2548-nucleotide messenger RNA. RefSeq names its product glycosyltransferase family 90 protein. The transcript is spliced from 2 exons. Bases 97 to 2277 code for a protein of 726 amino acids. The record is from RefSeq and is a predicted model, not a curated record. NCBI's taxonomy places the organism in Eukaryota, Fungi, Ascomycota, Sordariomycetes, Sordariales, Chaetomiaceae.
UUAACCCGGUAAACGUCGCACCGUUCGUUAACCGAGUACAUAGAGGUAUUCAUACUCUUCGACUGCUCGCAGCCAAUUGGUGUCGACCCGACAACCAUGCGCAACCGUCAGCUCGGCGUGCUCGGCGCCGUCCUAUUCUUCGUCUUCUGCCUUUAUUCGCUCUCCCGGAUCCAGCCAGGCGGUCUUGUGCCGACAGCGCAACAGGGCCCUGCGGAUUCCCAGGCCGACAUCAGCAUCAGCGAGAUCAUCGCCGACUUCAGCAACCAGCACUUCGCAUCCACCAAACCAAAGCUGGCGCCCGGCGGGCCGCACCCGAUACGGCACCUCAUCGCUGAUGCGGAGCGCGAGUUCGAGGCCGUCAAGGCGCGCCAGUCGCGGACGCUGCGCGACGCCGUGGCCGAGUACCGACGGCGGUAUGGAUUGCCGCCGCCUCCGCACUUCGACAAGUGGUGGUCCUUCGCCAAGAGCAGGAAUGUGCAGCUUGUGGACGAGUUCGACACGAUACAUGAGCUGCUGACGCCCUUCUGGGGCCUGAAGCCGGCGACGAUCCGGGCGCGCGUGCGCGAGGUGCUUGGCUACGGCUUCGAGAACCAGCUCAUGGGCGUGCAGGUGCGCAAUGGCAAUGCGACGCACAUCUUCGGCGGCUUCGAUUGGAUACAGACCGCCCUGGUCUCCAUGAUGCAGAGCUUCGUCGAGUACCUGCCCGACAUGGACUUGGCCUUCAAUGCCAACGACGAGCCGCGCGUCGUGAUCCCACACGACGACAUGGCGCGCCUGGUGCACACGGCGAGGACGGUCGCCAUGCCGGCCGCCAACGCGGCCAAGUCCCUCAGGAACGGAUUCACCGCGAAACCCGCGGGGCUCAAUUACGACGGCCGCUUCGACGAGGUCAAGCAGACCCGCUUCAACAUGUUCCCCCACCAAGCCGUGUGGACGCACUCGCGCAUGUCGUGCCCGCCGGACGCGCCAGCGCGCAUCCUGGACGAAGCCGACCAGUUCGACGACAUCUCCAAGUACGCGGUCAGCGACCUCGGCUUCGUCUACAACUGGACGGCCAUGUCCGACAUCUGCCUGUCCCCUUCGCUCGCGUACACGUACGGCUUCUUCGACCGGCCCAACGCCUAUGGCGUGAUCCACGACCUGGUUCCCAUCUUUUCGCAGUCCAAGAUCUCGUCCUACGCCGACAUCCUCUACCCGUCGCCGUGGUACUGGGCCGACAAGGUGCCCUACGCCGAGGAGAACGACCCGGCCUGGCCCGACAAGCUCGACCGCCUGUACUGGCGCGGCUCCACGACGGGAGGCUUCUCCCGCAACGGCGGCUGGCGCCGCCAGCACCGCCAGCGCUUCGUGCAGAAGAUCAACGCCCCGGACACGGCCACCAUCCUUCUCCCGCCGCCCAGCAGCAGCUCGAGCAGCCCUUCUACCACUGACCCCAACAAGAACAACAACCCGGAUACCACCAACAAUAAUAACGACAACGCCAACACCAACAACAACGCCAUCUCCUCCCCGACCCAGCAACAAUGGACACCGCACCCGACGCCACGCGGGGCCUUCAAGUCCCUGAUCGACGUCGCCUUCUCGCACGUGGGGCAGUGCGACCCGGGCGACUGCGACGCGCAGCGGGCCUUCUUCACCGUGCGGGACUACGCGGACCAGGCGGACGUGCUGCGCAACCGGCACGUGCUGGACCUGGACGGCAACGCCUUCUCGGGCCGCUUCUACGCGCUGCUGCGCAGCCGCUCGCUCGUCUACAAGUGGGCCGUCUUCCGCGAGUGGCACGCCGCCUGGCUGCGCCCCUGGGUGCACUUCGUGCCGCUCAGCCUGCACGGCGGGGACUGGCUCGAGGCCGUGCGGUUCUUCGCUGGUGCUGGCGGCGGCGGUGGAAGUGGAAGUGGAAGUGGAAGUGAGGAUGAGGGAAAGGUCGGGGAGGUGAAAGCGGAAGGAAAGAAGAGCGGGGGUGAGAAGGGGGGGAAGAGAGAAAAGAAGGAGGGGAAGGAGGGAAAGGGGAAGAAGGUGAAGAGGGAGGAGACGGAGAAGGUGGGAAGGAGGGAACAACAACAAGAUGAAGAGGCGGCGGCGAACAAGAGGGAAAAGAAAACGGACGGAGAUGAUGGGCUCGGGAGGAAAGAGGCGGAACGGUUGGCGAUGCAGGGCCGCGAGUGGGCUCAAAAAGCCUUGCGGAACGAGGAUCUCGAGGCGUGGUUUUUCAGGUUACUGUUGGAAUACGGCCGCGUCAUUGACGACGACAGGGAGAACAUCGGAUACGCCCUCUGAGGACAGGAUAUGACGAAGCAUCUGGUCUGAUAUGUUCGCCAGACAGACGUUCUGGGUAUGUACUGUGCAUUUUGAAUACGCCAAAAUUUCCGGCCUCGUGUGUCUUUUGUUGUAGGGAGAGGCGGGACAGUUUUUGAUUUGGCUAGGGCAUACUAGGCGCCAACGGAAGAAGCAUGGGAGCGGGCGUUUUGCGGUCUGUUCUGGCCUUUAUGGCUUGGAUGAAGGCGUAUAUAUGGAUCGAUCAAUGGGUGUGAUCUCACUUGUUGCAUGC